Microthlaspi erraticum is the source of this 948-nucleotide messenger RNA. The record is from the annotation of a GenBank genome assembly. NCBI's taxonomy places the organism in Eukaryota, Viridiplantae, Streptophyta, Magnoliopsida, Brassicales, Brassicaceae.
AUGGUUCCAUCAGAGAUCGAGCCAUCUAUGUCGGAAUCUGAUAAUCGUUUCGCCAAUCUGAGAGGCGUACAGUGGCGCGUGAAUCUCGGUGUUCUUCCGUUUCAUGCUCCUUCCAUGAUGAUCUCCGCAAAGCAACAACUGAAUCUCGGAGAAGAGCAUUGGAGCUACUUCCAAGCUCCUGGAUGUCAAGGAAUGUUAAGACGUAUUCUACUCUUGUGGUGCCUUAAACAUCCUGAGUACGGAUACCGACAAGGAAUGCAUGAGCUUUUGGCUCCGUUGCUUUAUGUGCUUCAUGUGGAUGUUGAUCGUCUCUCUGAAGUGCGUAAAAGUUACGAAGAUCAUUUCAUUGACAGAUUCGAUGGCUUAUCUUCGAAGAAAGAUAUAUCACUGACAACUUUGACUUCAAGAAGUUCUUGGAGGAUUUCACAGACGAUGAGAUGGUGCGAUGCUUAUGGAGCCGAAGGAGAGCUCGGGAUCGUCUUGUCAGAGAAAUUCAUGGAGCAUGAUGCUUACUGCAUGUUUGAUGCUCUCAUGAGUGGAGCUCACGGUUGUGUCUCAAUGGCUGGAUUCUUCUCUUACACUCCAGCUAUUGGAUCACACAUGCCUCAGUACUUUGGUCUUCGUUGGCUACGAGUUUGGUUUGGGAGAGAGUUCUUGCUUCAAGAUUUGUUGAUAGUGUGGGAUGAGAUCUUCUCACCUGAUAAAACUGCGAGAACAACAACGGAUCAUACAAACCAGAGCUUCAACAUCUUUGAUUCUCCAAGAGGAGCUCCGAUCUCAGGAAUGGCGGUUUCGAUGAUCUUGUGUUUGCGAUCUUCUCUGCUCGCUACUGAGAACGCAGCUUCUUGUCUCCAGAGGCUGUUGAACUUCUCUGAGAAGAUUGAUGUGAGGAAGAUUAUUGAGAAACUUAAGUCUCUUCAAGCUUUGGCUUUGGUGAAUUUCAUCUGA